Nymphaea colorata (pocket water lily) is the source of this 1991-nucleotide messenger RNA. RefSeq names its product probable flavin-containing monooxygenase 1. The transcript is spliced from 5 exons. Gene Ontology annotation, molecular function: NADP binding; flavin adenine dinucleotide binding; N,N-dimethylaniline monooxygenase activity. The record is from RefSeq and is a predicted model, not a curated record. Bases 195 to 1757 code for a protein of 520 amino acids. Lineage: Eukaryota; Viridiplantae; Streptophyta; Magnoliopsida; Nymphaeales; Nymphaeaceae.
GACAUCCAUGGAGAUUGAAGCAUAGCGGCAAGCAACCGACACUGUUGCCCCCACACUGCUGCCCUUCUGUCAACAAACCUCUCUUCAAUCCGCAACUCUAUCCCAUUCUGUAAUCAGAGAGCAUCAAGUUCUCUUUAAAUUACCAUGGCGUUCUAAGCAUCCCCACUUUGAUCAGGCCAGAGGACGAUUGAACAAUGGCGGCUGUGAAGAAAGUUGGCAUCAUAGGUGCUGGCGUCAGUGGGCUCAUCGCCUGCAAGUAUGUGCUGCAGAAGGGGUUCCAUCCCGUUGUGUUCGAGGCGAGCGACUCCAUCGGAGGUGUGUGGACUCAGACUGUGGCCUCCACCCGGCUGCAGACGCCAAGGUUCCUCUAUGAGUUCAUCGACUUCCCAUGGCCUCCCCACGUGAAGGAGGUCUACCCCGACCACAACCAGGUCCUCCAUUACCUGCAGUCCUAUGCUGAUCACUUCGAUCUGCUGAAGCACAUAAGGUUCAACUGCCGGGUGGAGGGCGUGGAGUACGUCGACGCCUCCGGCGACGGCCAACUUAUGUCGUGGGAAGAGUGGGGAGGCACCGGCGAGGACUUCGGCUCCAAAGGGUGUUGGCAUAUCACGUUCCACGACAAACUGCUUAGAUCCGACCAUGUGAUGGAAGUGGACUUCAUAAUCAUGUGCAUAGGACGCUUCAGUGACUUCCCCAACCUGCCUGAUUUUCCACCUAACAAGGGACCGGAAGUUUUCCGGGGACAGGUGAUGCAUUCCAUGGAUUACUCCCGCAUGUCCGACUCCGACGCCGCUGCCCUUGUCUCCGGCAAGCGUGUUAUAGUAGUUGGCUUCCAAAAGUCCGCCUUAGACAUCGCCGCGGAGUGCGCGGAAGCAAAUGGGGUAAAGACUCCAUGCACUGUGUUGUUCAGAGAUCCUCAAUGGAACCUUCCUGGUUUCAGUGUAUGGGGAGUGAAUCUCGGAUUCUUAUACCUCAAUCGCGUGUCAGAAUUGCUGGUGCACAAGCCUGGCGAGGGAGCUCUGCUUAGUCUGCUGGCUACCUGUCUCUCUCCAUUGAGGUGGAUGAGAGCCAAAUUUGUGGAAAGCUACAUCAAAUGGAAGGUCCCUUUGAAGAAAUACAAUGUCGUGCCCAGCCAUAGCUUCGAGGAGCAGAUCUCCUCCUGCAGAAUUGUAAUCCUACCAGAUAAAUUCUACUCCAAUGUGGAGGAAGGAAGCAUCAUACUCAAGAGAGCUACCAAUUGGAGCUUCUGCGAGAAGGGCGUGGUUUGUGAGAGCGAUGAUUCGCCCGUGGAAGCGGACAUUGUAAUCCUUGCCACCGGAUAUAGAGGGGAUAAGAAGCUCAAGAACAUCUUCAAGUCCCCAUUGUUUCAGAAAAUCAUCUCACGAUCAGAAUUUGAUACACUUGGCUUGUACAGAGAGUGCAUCCACCCGCGGAUUCCGCAGGCCGCCAUUAUCGGCUACUCGGAGAGCUUGUCGAAUUUGUAUACCUCAGAGAUGAGAACCCGAUGGGUGGUUGAAUUCAUGGAUGGUGGAUUCAAACUGCCUAGCAUCAGGCAGAUGGAAGAGGAUGCCAAGAAGUGGGAGAAGUAUAUGAAGCAACACGCAGGGAAACAUUUCCGGAGGUCGUGUGUAGGGGCACUCCACAUCUGGUACAAUGAUCAGCUCUGUAAAGAAAUGGGGCGCAACCCCAGAAGAAAAGGCAGCUGGUUUGAAGAACUUUUCAUUCCUUACCUUUCUAGGGACUAUGCCAAUCUAUAAUUUCAACCCUCUAUGUUUGAAUUACGCAUUUUUCUGUGUGAAAGUUUGCAUGCGCUCGAAUUUGUGCAUGUUUAUGUAUAAUAAAAUCACACACAGAGAGAGGGGAGAAUGAAAUGAAUUUGACACUGGAUAAAUAUGAAAGUCAGCAAACUACCAAAUUCUGUAUGAUGACUUUUUUUAACUUGAUUUAUUGGUCUGUGAUGCUGCUUUUCAGUUGAACUGAAGCGUGAAUGA